CAAUCCCCCCGGGGCCCCCCCCAGUCCCCCCCAGCCCCCCGCUUCCCGUGCCCCCGUGGGGGCCAUGUCGGACUCGGUGCUGCUCCUGCGCCGGGUGCGUGAGCGCAGCGGCGAGGCGGCAGCGGCGGCGGCGGCGGCAGCAUCCGGGGGGGCCUCCUCGUCCCCUGGCCCCGCCCCGCGGCGCAAGCGCGGCCGCCGCCGCCGCUUCUACCCCGAGCACCGCGUGUACCGGGCGCGCAGCUCCUUCCUGGACCUGAGCGAGGAGCAGGUGCUGCGGCGCUACCGCCUCGACAAGGCCGCCAUCGCCGGGCUGUGCCGCGAGCUGGGCGCCGACCUGGAGAGCCUGACGGGGCGCAGCCACGCGCUGCCGGUGGCCGUCAAGGUGACGUCGGCGCUCACCUUCCUGGCGUCGGGCUCCUUCCAGACGGCCACGCGCGACUCCACCGGCAUCAGCCAGUCGGCCAUGUCCAACUGCCUGGCGCAGUUCCUGGAGGCGCUGCAGCGGCGGGCGGCGCGCUACAUCGCCUUCCCCGCGCCCGGCCGCCCCGCGCCGCCCGCGGGCACCGGCGCCUUCCCCGGCGUGCUGGGGCUGCUGGGCAGCAUGCACGUGGCGCUGCGGGCGCCGUCGGAGAACGAGGUGGCUUUCCGCAACGCCCGCAACUUCCACUCCAUGAACAUGCAGGUGGUGUGCGACGCCGCCGGCGCCAUCACCAACGUGGUGGCCAAGUUCCCCGGCUCCUGCCCCAACGCCGCCGUGCUGGAGAAUUCGGCGCUGGCGCGGCUGCUCGAGGGGGCGCGGCCCGAGGGAGCCUGGCUGCUGGGCGACCGCAGCUACCCGCUGAAGACGUGGCUGAUGACGCCCAUCCUCUUCCCGUGCGGCGCGGCGGAGGAGCGCUACAACGCGCUGCACCACCAGGCGCUGGCCGCCCUGCGCCAGACCCGCGCCCUCCUCAAGCGCCGCUUCCGCUGCCUGGACGCGGCGGGCGGCUGCCUGCAGUACGCCCCGCAGAAGGUCUGCCAGAUCUUCCUGGCCUGCUGCGUCCUGCACAACAUCGCCCUGCGCCGCCGCAUGCCCCUCGAGCCCCCCGAGGGCCCCGAGCCCGACCCCGAGCCCGAGCUGCCGCUGCAGGCGCCCCACGUGCAGAUCUCCAGCGAGGCCCGGGCCGUGCGCGCCCGCAUCGUGCAGCAGGUGAAGGACAGCAUGGGCUGAGCCCCGAACGCCGCGGGGGGGACGCUCGGGAGGCGUUUACCCCCCCCCGGGGACCAGAUCACCCGGAUUUAGGGCCCGGCAGCGGGGGGACGCGGUGCAUGCGGCGUCCCCGGAGGGAUGCGGGGGGUCCCCAUCCGUCCCCCAGCCCUGAGGGCUCAGCACACGGGGAGCCGGUGCCCUUCCAUACCACUGACUGGGGAUUUUGGGUGAAUAAAUGUAUUUUCCAGCAGUGCCUGCUCCGGGGGAGGAUCGUGGCACCGCUCCCGUGU
Molecule: messenger RNA, 1479 nt
Organism: Cygnus olor (mute swan)
Lineage: Eukaryota; Metazoa; Chordata; Aves; Anseriformes; Anatidae
Product: putative nuclease HARBI1
Exons: 2
Coding region: 65-1210 (381 amino acids)
Source: RefSeq, a predicted model, not a curated record